GAAAUAUGGCUGAGCACCCAUCCCAUGAUCAGUGUGAUCUUCACAGAGGAUGUGUUGAUGCAAUAUGCUCUGCAAAGUCUGGACUCCGUCUCCCACCCGCCCGCUCGGCGUGUGGCUGUCUUUCCUAGCCUCCAUUGCCCUCGUCAGCUCCACGAGGCUGGUCAAGCACGACGUCCAUUUUCUCCCUGAUAUCGUCCUUCGAGUGACCGUUGAUACCAUCAAUCUAAACUGUCAGCAACGUCUCUCGACUCUCGUCAAUGGGACAUACCCCGGCCCGCCCAUCUACCUGGAGCCAGAGCAGACCACUUGGAUUCGCGUAUACAACGACGCCGACGUCAACACCACAAUUGUAAGUGAACCUUUCCCCCGGAAGACUCUAGCCAAGCUUGAUCCCGGUCAGCCGAAAAGAAUUGACGAUUUGACGCAGCACUGGCACGGUCUGAGCCAGAAUCUCUUCCCCUUCUCCGAUGGAUCUCCAGAGGUCUCGCAGUGGCCUAUACCGCCCGGUCAUUUCUUCGACUACGAGCUCUAUCCUCCUUCCGACCUUGCAGGCACCUUGUUCUACCAUUCUCACGUCGGCUUCCAAGCCACGACAGCGACUGGACCUCUUAUCGUGAAGGACGCCCAACCCCCACCAUAUGCCUAUGAUGACGAACUCAUGCUUUUUAUUGGUGAUUUCUACCCAGACGAAGACGAGACCAUCGAAGCCAAAUUGACCGCCGUUCCAUACAUCUGGACAGGCGACCCGCUAGCUCUCCAGAUCAACGGGCAAAGCGGAAACGCUCCCAGUCCACAGACCCCGAAUCCCUCGGACACAUCCUGCCAACCUCACGAGUUCGACGUCGAGCCCGACACCACGUAUCGCGUCCGAGUCAUCGGAGCCACGGCCAUCUCGCUCGUCACGUUUGCCGUUGAAGACUACGACAAUCUCACCAUCAUCGAGACGGACAGUUCAUACGUCUAUCCAGUCGAAACCGACCACAUCCAGGUGGACUCCGGGCAGAGAUUCAGCUUCAUCCUACACACCAAGAGUACAUCCGACCUGCAGGGCAAGACGUCCUCCUGGAUCCAAUUCGAGACUCGCGCAGGCGAAGGCGUCGUCACGGCGUGGGCAAAGCUGAACUACAACACGCCCAACAGUGAAGCCGGUCCCGUCUUGCGACGGGACCAGCCUCAUACUUCUCCCAACUCCAACCCACAAUCACAGCCACAACCACAACCGCAACCACAGUCUCCAAGUCCGUCAAGCUUAGCAUUGCUAUCACCAUCACCAUCACCAUCACCGAUACCAUUGUCAACCCAGACCGCCAACUCUAACCCUAACUCCGUGCCCUCAUCCCCCCUCAUCGCCCUCCCCACCUCGAUAUCAUCCUGGCUCGAAUACACCUUCCGCACCCUCUCGCGCUACGGCACCGCACCGCCCUCUUCCGCCGUCACCCGCAGAGUAAUAAUCUCGACAGGCCAAAUCCUCAACCAAACCACCGGACACACGCUGUUCCCCUCCAACAACGAAGUCUGGCUCGACAGCCCAAGUCCGCCACUUGGCCCGACCACAACCAUCCCAUACCUCGUCGAGAUCCUGGGCAACGGCACGAUCAACGACACCCCGCCGGACCUGGGCCGUGCGCUUGCGAACCAGGCCAACCCCGGCUUCGACCCGAUCAGCCACACGUACCCGGCAUCCAUAGGCGACGUCCUCGAAAUCGUAUGGCAGAACAGCGCUUCCCAACCGGCCGGCGUCUACGGUGUCCAUCCCAUGCACGCGCACGGCGGACCGUACUGGGACAUGGGCAGCGGUCCUGGCGUCUACAGCCCCGAGGCACACGAGGCGUUGUUGGCUCAGGCUCAGGCCCAGAACGUCGCUGGAUGGACGGGCUCGCGCCGCGACACGACCAUGCUGUACACCUACAAGGACGCUGCAUCAACGGCGACCGGCGCGGGUGACGGCGAAGGUGAGGGCGAAGACGGUGAAACUCAAGUCAACGGCUGGCGCGUGUGGCGUGUCCAAGUCACCACCGCCAACAUCGGCGUGUGGAUGAUGCAUUGCCACAUAUUGCAGCAUAUGAUCAUGGGCCAGCAGACGGUGUGGGUGUUUGGCACGCCCGAGGAAAUCGUGGCGAACGCGGCGCCGGUGGACGGGAACCUCGACAGGUAUUUCACUUACGGCGGCGAUGUGGUGGGCAAGGCCGGCAGUACAGGCAGUGAAGGAGUUUACGCUGGUGAGUAAGUUCUCGUGAAGCCCCGAGUGGCAUUGCACCAAGGUGGAGAUGGAGGGAAGGUAAGUGAGGCGGCACGCAUCACCAUCAACGAUCGAGAGCGCCACGAUGCCUCCCCAGCUAGCUGGCAGAUAGCGAAGAAAUCGAAGGGAGAGAGCAGGAUACAAUACAAAAGAGAAAUUGAGAUGACACGUGACUGGGAAGAGAAAUUAUAUACCUGAAUAUCCAUCAAUGCUGGCUGAACAAAACA
Messenger RNA from Exophiala xenobiotica, 2466 nucleotides. RefSeq lists its product as uncharacterized. NCBI's taxonomy places the organism in Eukaryota, Fungi, Ascomycota, Eurotiomycetes, Chaetothyriales, Herpotrichiellaceae. The transcript has a single exon. Gene Ontology annotation, molecular function: copper ion binding; oxidoreductase activity. The coding region runs from base 65 to 2227 and encodes 720 amino acids. The record is from RefSeq and is a predicted model, not a curated record.